AUGUCGAUAAUUACUUUCGUUCCGGUUUUGUUUUUGGCAUUUCUCCCAAUAGUUGCAAGCGACUCGGGGGAUGAUUUCACCAACAACCUAUUCUCAGACCUUGGGCCUUUAUUGGCCCUCUUUGGGGAACGGUCGGCCCAGCAGUUUAUGAGCCAGGCGAUGGGAGUGGUGGAUUGCAUAAUUUUUGCUAUGGCACCAUUAGGUCUCAUAACUGCUGCUGUGGGUGUCAUCCGAAUCGGCGGGGCUGGGUGGUUGAAAGCAUGUAUUGGGCGUGCCAGAGAGGCGUAUGCUGUUCCAGAGCUGGAACUGCUGUCAUCAACAUCCUCCGAAGUCUGCGAAUUGUGGAAUGGAUUGACCCUUGUAAGAGUUCUUGGCUCGCCUAAGAUAGCUGAGUUGGUUUACUUUCCGAAAUCCGAUGGUGAAGGUACUGGCCCCGCCGGAAGUCCUGAAAGACACUGUGGAAUUGACGCAACAAGCCGAGAGGGCUGUUGGUCUCGGAAAUCUACCCUAUCGGGGGACUUGUUUGGGUUUUUGACCUGCCGAAACCCAUACCUUUUUCGGCUAAAGGAUCAUUUCUUUUCAAAGGAUUCGCAGCAGGAUCAAGUGGAUGUGGAGAACCCUACAGGCGCAUACGCGUACGACAUCAAACAGCAACCAUUUCUUGACGAUGUGAAGAAGGGUUCAGCUGCCAAGAAAAGCGCACCAAACAUAUCCUUGAACAUCACGAAACCCGCUAGUCAGAAGAAAUUAUGGAGUGUAGCUUGGUUCGGAACCGCGCUACAGUUGGCAGUGCUUGUAUUUGACGCCUCGAUAACCUACAAUCCGAAUUUGAAGGGGAGUUUUAAGAAAAAUGGCUUACCAGUAGUCGAAUACGCAUUUCCCUUGACAGCUAUCGGAACUGUGCUAGUUGUUCUGGGCAUGUUUGUUAGUGCCUAUGUGAUUGAGGAUGCAACCAAAGAAGAGGAAUUGGAGCAUUUGAGAAACGGCAGAGGCGUCGAAAUGCGAGUUAUGUGGUUACAAAAGUACGAAAAUGUUGGGGACCAGAACUUCGACUCAUACGCCAUCUUUGCCCGUGAGAAGCGCACAUCAAUCCGCACUUCUCGUCGGCGGGAGCCUCUGUUCAUGCGCUCAAGUAAAUCAGCGGCACUCCCUCAAUCCUCACAAUCCUCAGCUCCUGCUCGAGUUAGCUUGAGAGAAUCGAGCCACCCAGAGACUGGUGAUUUUCUUACCAGACUCACUACAUUUGCCACAAUUGUGACUCUUGUCGGCUUUAUUGCGCAAUUUCUGGGCCUACGAGCUAUGUCUUGGACAGCAACGAUUGCACAGUUGAUUGCAACUGUGAUAAUGACUGGCCUAAGAUCUUGGUUAACAACUGCUGGUUUGUCGCAGGAGCCAGAUACAUGCAAAUUACCCAAAGAGUAUGAACUUGAUUGGUUAGCAACACGUAUAGGUGACCUUAGAGAUGACGGCCUGUACGAAAAUCUAUCGGAGAAGACAAUGGAAGUUGGGUUUUGGAGUCCGUGUUCGUGGAAAUGGCGUGUAGUAACUGAGCGGCACCGGACUGCUGAAUCGUGGUCAAAAUUGCCGUUAGGUGGGAGAGCGAGUCAGGUUGUAGAGGCAAGGAAACGGCUCCAAGAUUUGACUGGGUGGACUAGAGAGGGGAGUAUGGCGAUUGCCACCGCAACUGCCAUUGAGGAGUUCAUGAAUAAUAUCUUCAGCUCAGAUUAUGCAACUUUGGAAGCCGGCUUCACUGAGCGACUUAAGUUCGAAUGGCCAGUUUUCAUCGAGUUUGAUGGUGUACAAGAAGCAUACUACCUACGAUUAUCACGAGAUUCAACUAAGAACAAGUGGAAGGCGGACACUAAUUCGAUCGAGGCUAUCCUUUCCUUAUGGACAUACUCACUGCAAGAAAAGGAAGAAGAAGAAGAAGGAAAGAAGGGGGGUGCUAAAGGUUUAUGUCCAGGGGGGGUAUUCACCGAGAAGGAAAGUUUGGAGGAAGUGGAAGAAGCGGAUAAACAGGAGGAGUCUGCGGGGAAUAAAUUAAGGUUUUUGGGACCGGGCGAUAUAGUAUCUCAAAUGUGUUAUAGGUUGUGGAUCUACAGAGGAACAGACUUCCGGAUAUUUCGGCGCCGAAAUGCAAACUCUAAAUACCAGACCACCGGUUUUCCGAUCAACCCUUCUCUAUCUAUAAAACGUAAAGCUACGGACAAAGAACUCGACGCGACUCUUUCUGUGCUUACCUCCCUCUCAGUGGAAGCGGUGUGCGCUCAAGACAUGUUCUCAAGCUUCAUGUGGUACAUUGCGGACUACAUAAGGGCCGUGACUCCCAAGACCACACUCGCAAAAAACUCUGUUGGGUUAAAUCAGGAGACAUGGCAGCCUCCCUCCCUCAGAAAUUCGUUCCUCGAGAACAUUCUCAGAAGUGUAGAAUCGACCGGCUUGGGUACGACCGAGGAAAUGUGUAUGUGCAUUAUACCGCAAUUACAUUCAUCUGGGAUACUUCACGAUAUGGAUCUCAGUUCGCAGGAGCUCAUGAGUUAUGUUGACGAGAGAUCCGACGUAUUUGAGUCUCAAGAGGAUUGGGAAGAAGCCGGAAAAGCAUAUGAAUGGCUCUACGAUACUUGUCUUGGUUAUGUGGAGAACGAGCCUUCUGCUUUCUGUCGAGCCGCUAUUCUGCUGGCUCACUUCUCGGCAAGUAUUAACGAUGCUGCUGGGAGCUGUGGAAGCUACAAUAUGUGUCCAGAAGUAAGGGAUCAGAAAGAAAUCAAUUUGUUGAUGAUAUCGUCACAAGCAUUAAAAAAGCUACGAUCCGGGCCACGAGGCGAAGAAAUCUAUCGGGUUCUAAAAAACGCAUAUCAAGCGGCAGGUGACAUUCAGAGACUCCCUGAGAUCACAGAUGAUUUAAAAACGAAAGAUUCAAUAUCUUUGAACACCCUUGUUGUGUUUGGUGAUUCCACGACCUGUGAACAGCCUCUCGAGGACAUCGUACGAGAUUUGUUAUUCAUUGGCCCCAAUGAUCAAAACUUUUUGUGCUGGACAGAAUUACAUCUUGCUGGCACAGGAACAAGCCAAUAUGAUCUCAGCAGACUAUCAAGUACCGAAGCUUCGAAAUUAAACGCGCGUGACAGAGAUGGAAGAACACCUCUACACUGGGCUGUUCUGAAAGGAAAGGUGGAAACUGUUAAGGCACUUCUGGAAGCUGGAUGUGAUGGGAAUAUCAAAGACAAGAUGGAAACGACACCUCUUCACAUUGCCAUCAUGCUAGGGAAGAAAGAUGUUGUCAUGUGCCUCCUCACCAACAUAACAAAUCUGGAAACAAGGAACUCAAAGGGUUGGACUUCCUUACAUUUGGCCGCCUCCGCAGGACUCAACGAUAUAACUGAGUUAUUACUGAAGAGCGGCGCGAAAAUCGAAGCGAGAGAUAGCAAGCAAAGGACACCACUUCACCUUGCUGCGUUAGCUGGGAAAGGGCACAUUAUCACGACUCUCCUAAAACACAACGCAGACAGCGCCGCUGGAGAUUUGAACGGUUCAACAGCGCUCCAUCUGGCAGCGGAAGGUGGAUUUGAGUUUGAAGCUGUCACACUCCUGGAGAAAAAUGCCAAUAUCGAAGCCCAAGAUGUGAUGAAAAGAACGCCUCUUCAUGUGGCGGUAAUAGCAAGACAAGCUCACAUCAUCGGUAUCCUCCUAAAGGGUGGGGCAAACAUUGAGUCAAAGGAUAUUCAGGAAGCAACAGCACUUCAUCUUGCCGCUCAAGAGGGACUCAAAAAGGAGGUCGAAGUUCUCAUCGACAAUGGCGCAAAUAUCGAGGCCAAGGAUAUCGCCGGUGAAACGCCUUUAGUAAGAGCAUUUGCAGGAAAGAAGAAAGAUGUUAUUAGGGUGUUGCUAAGAGGUGGUGCAAAUGUGAAUACGACCUCUACGGAGGGUGAUUCUAUGCUACAGGUGGCGGCAUACGCGGGCAAUUUAGAGAUUGCGAGAUUAUUACUAGAUCAUGGCGCAGAUAGAAACUUACAGCCACGGCAUAAUCUUGGAGAAGGGUACAGAAAGGUUGUGGAUAUGUGUGGAUCAUGA
Morchella importuna is the source of this 4071-nucleotide messenger RNA. RefSeq lists its product as uncharacterized. NCBI's taxonomy places the organism in Eukaryota, Fungi, Ascomycota, Pezizomycetes, Pezizales, Morchellaceae. Bases 1 to 4071 code for a protein of 1356 amino acids. The record is from RefSeq and is a predicted model, not a curated record. The transcript has a single exon. Gene Ontology annotation, molecular function: protein binding.